AUGUCCAGUUCGGACUUCUCCGAGAACGAUCCCUUUCAGGAGGAUCCCGAUCCUGGCCCCGACAUGCUGGCUGACACAGCUUCGACUUCCUCAAGUUACCGGCGCACGAGCAUUUGCUUGCUUGCCCGCAGCGGCGCAGCUUCACGGACAGCAGAGGCAGAGCUCCUCACCUCUCAACUUCAGCAGCAGGGCAUCGUACCAGCACCAGGUCUCCCUCUCUCCCAGCUUCGUGAGCUCUCGGACCAAGUCCCACUCGUCGCUCCCCAGCCCAUGCCAGCAGCUCCAGCCGGCCUCUCUGACAGACCAGGGCGCGGGCGCGGACGCGGGCGCGGGGGUAAAAGAACAAGAAAGUCGAGCCCUCCAGCAGCUCCUCCCUCAAAGAAGACAACUCCUUCCCAGCCUCGCCCCAUCGCUGACCAGCCCGUAAGCACUUUCAACCAGCCAUACAUGGAUAACAGCUUGGCCAACACCCUGCAAUCCCUGGCCGAUUCCAUGCAGAGAAUCGACACUCGCCUCCAGUCCCUGGAAAGGGUUUCAGCCGAAGCCUCCACUUCAGCAACCACCAGGGCCGUACUUUCUGCCAUGGCGCAGCCAGUGCUCACGCCGGGUCAGGCCCUUUCAGUCCCACACACAGAUGUCUCCCCUCAUUCUCUGGCUUCUGCCAUCCCACCCCCUCCUUCAGGUAGGCCUUACAUCCCCCAAGCUGCUAAUAUUUCCCCCCGGCUCAGGGCAAAAAUACUUCAAGGGCAGGAUAUUAACCUGGUCAGCCUUAUCCUACCUUUCCCCGAGUGUGACAAAUCCAUCGCCACCGGGGGAAACAUCACAGCAGUGUUCAAAUCAUCAGACCCCCGUCUCAACAGAGACCUUUCCAUAGGCCAGUUCCUGGUUGCAUUCGGCAUAUAUCGUGAAGUAAUAUGUUCAGUCUACCCGGGAAGGAGGCAAGAACUAGACGCUUAUCUGGGUCUGAUCGGCGAUCUUAAUCUCAAAUACGGGAAAAGUGUGUUCUACGCUUAUCACAAGAGCUUUUCAAGCAAAGCCGCCCUCCACAUAGCUCACUCAAACAUCCGUCUGGACUGGUCCAUGCUGGACACCGAGCUGCUCGUGAUGACUACAGGCGGCCACCAAGUCAUCUCGUGCAACAGCUGCGGGACCCCGGGCCACCUCUCCCCUUUCUGCCCUUCAGUGCCUCUCUCUGCCUUCAAAGCCCCUUCUGCGUUUCAAGCCCCAAAUGACAGACAAGGCCGUCAGUUUCUGCAAGGACUCGCACCCGAGGUCUGUGUGCCCCAGGCGCGGCGGCCGUCCCAAGAUCCCUGCCCUGCUUCAGAAACCUCCUGGCGGGAAAAUCUUCUGAACAUUCACCCCUCCACUCCAAUUAACAUAACACACUUAGCAGCCGUCCUAUCUACUCACCCAGAUCCCAUGUUCGUUGACUAUCUCCUCUCAGGGCUUUCCCAAGGCUUCAGGUGUUGCACCAGCCCAAUAGGAGUAGCCACUCGCAAAUACUCAGAGAAAAAAAGGAUCAUUUAUGAUCUGUCUGCACCACGCUCAGGCCCCUUUUCCAGCGUCAAUAGCCUCAUCCCAUCGCCAUUCUCCCUUCACUACGCCUCGGUCGACAACGCUAUUAAGUUAAUUAAAUUCGCCGGCCAAGGAGCCUGGCUCUCCAAAGCAGACAUCACCGAUGCUUUCAAAAUCAUUCCCAUUCAUCCGUCCCAGUGGAACAUGUUCGGCAUCAGGUGGGAGUCCAAGCUCUACUUCGCCGUCCGCCUCACUUUCGGGUGCAGAAGUAGCCCAUGCAUCUUCAAUUCCUUCUCCGAGGCUCUUUGUUGGAUCCUGCUGAACGUUGUCAGAAUCCCAUCCGUUGUUCACCUGCUGGAUGAUUUUCUCCUCAUAGAUCCCCCAUGGGACAACUCAGGCGCUUCCCUGCUUAAACUGAAACACUGUUUCCAAGAGCUAGGCGUCCCCCUAUCCACGGAGAAAACCAUAGGCCCCGACACAAGUUUGGAGUUUCUGGGCAUCACUCUCAACUCCAUAGAGAUGAAAGCGUCUCUCCCCAAUGACAAACUGCAGCGCAUACGCGACAUCACGAAGUCCUACUGUGCGCAACACAUCAUCACUAAACAGCAGCUGCUCUCCCUCCUCGGGCACCUCAAUUUCGCCAUGCGCGUCAUCCCACAGGGACGCUCAUUCAUCUCCCGCCUCCUGGACGCAGCAUCAGCUGUAAAAAACCUUCACGAUCAUGUUCCCUUAGAUGAAGGAUGCCGCUCAGACCUACGCUUCUGGUCCCUCCUGCUCGACCAAUGGAACGGUGUCACUUUCUUCUACAAUGACAUAGUGCACUCCUCAGACUCAAUGAGGCUCUUCACGGAUGCCGCCCCAUCCGCUGGUUUUGGGGGUUUCUUUCAGGGAGAGUGGUUCGCAGGUCCCUGGUCCCUCUCCUUCCCUAAUCAUGCCACAUCCUCUGCCCUGCACGAGAUCUACCCAAUUGCAGUAGCUUGCUAUGUGUGGGGCCACCUCUGGCUCCGGAAACGCAUUUCAGUGUUAUGCGAUAACCAAGCAGUGGUCGGGAUCAUUAAUAAAGCGCGCUCUCCCUGCCCGGACAUUAUGCCAUUCAUGAGAAGCGUCACGUGGUCUUCCAUCACCCACAACUUCAUUAUCUCAGCCCGUCAUGUUCCCGGCCACCUCAACGUAAUCGCUGACUCCCUCUCUCGCUUUCACUUUCAGACAUUCCGGAACCUCUGCCCAGAAGCCAGGCUGCAACCUGUCGGGAUUCCCCCUCUUCAUCUCCUUUCCCUCUUCUAAACACAAGCCCCUUAGUUAGGCACCUCGAGUCCGCCAGGUU
Messenger RNA from Trematomus bernacchii (emerald rockcod), 2839 nucleotides. RefSeq lists its product as uncharacterized. NCBI's taxonomy places the organism in Eukaryota, Metazoa, Chordata, Actinopteri, Perciformes, Nototheniidae. The record is from RefSeq and is a predicted model, not a curated record. Gene Ontology annotation, molecular function: zinc ion binding; nucleic acid binding.